AUGGACAAAAAAAUCAAAGCCGUUCAGUUGAAGAGGAGGAUUGCAGUGGAAAAUAUUAGUGCCCUCGAACGCUUUCAAGCCCAAUUUGCCGGAGACGACGUCGAUCAAAUCCCGGAGGCCUUAGAAGACCUGGAUAAGCACAAGGCAGAUUACUUCGCCGCGGUGGCGAAGUUGGAGGAACUCGACGAUGGUAUCGAGGCGAUCGAGGCAUGUAUCCUGGAAAGGAUCAACGUCGAAGAGCGGCCAAACGCUCCACACAUCCGCCUUCCGAAGGUCGAAUUGCCAACGUUCGACGGAGAUCAGACGAAAUGGUUAUCGUUUCGUGAUCGCUUCAUUGCGAUGAUUGAUGCUUUGCCGGAUCUUCCGUCGAUUGCGAAGCUCGAAUAUUUAUUGUCGUCAUUGAAAGGGGACGCGGCGGUUCCUUUCGAACAUACACCGUUGACGGCGGACAAUUAUUCGGUAACGUGGUCAGCGCUUCUCAAGCAGUAUGACAAUCCGCGUGCACUCGUUCGUGAGUAUUACCGAAAACUACAUCAUCUUCCUGGCGUGCAAUCGGAGAGUGUGGAUAGUCUGACCACUUUAGUGAACGAAUUUUUGCGGAAUGUGAGCGGUUUUGUGAAACUAAAUCAACCGGUGGAUUCAUGGGACACGCCGUUAUCAAACAUGCUACUUAUGAAGUUGGAUCGUGCCACACUUCUAGCAUGGGAGAAACAUUCAGUGCACUUUACGACGGACAAGUACAUGGACGUGGUACAUUUUGUACAAGACCGGAUUCAAAUCUUAAAGUCGACUAACAAUUUCGCGAGUGAUAUAGUCGAUGGUUCGAGAAAGGUGGCCGGCACCUUGCGCUCAUCACCACCGCGUCGAUCGAUCGCCAACGCAGCGUCUUCGCGAUCAUCUCCCAUUACGCCAAAUUACAAGUGUCCUUUAAAGUGCGUAGAUAGUCACCUUCUUCAAAACUGUCCAGUGUUCUCUGGAAAGGACGUGCAACAGCGUCGGGAAAUGGUAGCAUCAAAGCAGCUGUGUUGGAAUUGCUUGAGUGAUUCCCAUCAGGCAAAAGCUUGCAAGUCGGACUAUACAUGUCGUACUUGUCACCAGCGUCACCAUACACUGCUACAUACUCCUACUCCCAACUCAACAAUCGCUAUGGCAGUGCAAAACAACCAUGGAAUGGUGUUUUUGGAAACGGUGCGGUUGUACAUCCUAGAUGGCUACGGAAACCGUCAUGAGGCAAGGGCUCUCCUCGAUUCGGGCUCUAUGUCAAAUUUCAUCUGUAAUUCGCUGGCUCGGAAGCUUCUGGGGAUACCUCGGAACAAGGUUCACGUAUCGAUCCUGGGCAUCGGCAAUUCAUUACAGUUGAUGAAGGGAUCAAUCUUUGCAACUGUGGAAUCCCGAAACCUUACACAUGCUUCUCAGCUGGAGCUACUCAUCUUGGAUUCUCCAUUUAUGGAAAUCCCAACGUCGCCCAUUGAUACAUCGUCGUGGAAGCUUCCGGAAUUGCCACUAGCAGACCCAUCGUUCUUUGUUCCUGACAAGAUCGACAUCAUCAUUGGCGGAGAUACGUACUGGGAGCUUCAUUCCGGUAGAAAACGUUCGCUCGGCAGAGGAAAACCAUGGCUAGUGGAGACGUUAUUCGGUUGGGUCAUCGCUGGAAACACGUCAUCGGGUGCUUCGCAUGGUUUACAGUUGUGUCAUCUGGCUGCCAAUGAAACGCCUUCAUUGGAAUCGGUUAUGGAGCGUUUCUGGGAUACCGAGACAAUUGGCGAUGAUACUGCCUUAUCUGCGGAAGAGGAUGCCUGUGAGAAGCAUUUCGUGACCACCACAACCAGAGAGGCAUCCGGCAGGUAUGUUGUCUGUUUGCCACAAAAUAAUAAUCCCAGUAUCGUUUUAGGAGAAUCAAAGGCGAUUGCUGAUCGUCGGCUCCUUGCGGUGGAACGAAGGUUAAGAUCGAAUCAUGUGAUGAAGGAAGAAUACAGCAAAUUCAUGAAGGAGUACGAGCGUUUAGGUCACAUGAAGCGACUUACCGAACCGGUCGAUGAUACCUAUGAGCAUUACUAUUUGCCUCAUCAUGCGGUAGUAAAGGAGACGAGCACAACCACUAAGGUCAGAGUAGUGUUUGAUGCAUCCUGUAAAACUUCCUCAGGAUUUUCCUUAAACGACAAAUUAUUGGUGGGACCGGUGAUCCAAGACGACCUGUUUUCGAUUAUUGUACGUUUUCGGUCACAUUCCAUCGCCCUAUCAGCGGACGUCGAAAAAAUGUACCGUCAAAUUCUACACGAUGAUCGCGACCAACGGUACCUUCGCAUAAGAUACAGAGAAGACCCAACAGAGCCCAUUCAAACUUACCAGCUACAAACGAUUACAUACGGAACUGCGUCCGCUCCGUUCCUGGCAACUAGAACACUGAAGCAAAUAGCUCAUGAUCAUCAAACACAGUACCCGCUAGCAGUUAACGCAGUACUGAACGACUUCUACGUAGACGACUUAUUAUCGGGUACAGAAGAAAUAUCGGAUGCAAUCGAGAUGCCUGGUGCCGGGGAGGGAAUCGGAACUGACCGUUCCGAUGUUGGCACGUCCGGAAGCUUCGUUGUCAAAGGUAGAGACGCUAAUGAUGACGAUGAGUUCGCUGACAACCAUGCCGCAGACAAAGACGAUGAUGAUGAUGAAGACGAGGACGUAGGUGAUGACGAAGACAAUGACUUAGAUGAUGGUGAUAAAAACCAUGACGUUGGGGAUAACGAUGACAAUGACUUAGAUGAUGAAUAUAAAUCCCACGAAUCCAGUAAGACAUCUAAUGGUAAACGUCUCGACUUUAUGUCCGAUGAUCGACGAUCGCUAGCGAUCAUUCUUCGACGCAGUUGA
Anopheles marshallii is the source of this 2862-nucleotide messenger RNA. RefSeq lists its product as uncharacterized. Bases 1 to 2862 code for a protein of 953 amino acids. The record is from RefSeq and is a predicted model, not a curated record. The transcript is spliced from 3 exons. Lineage: Eukaryota; Metazoa; Arthropoda; Insecta; Diptera; Culicidae.